Iphiclides podalirius (scarce swallowtail) is the source of this 348-nucleotide messenger RNA. The record is from the annotation of a GenBank genome assembly. Lineage: Eukaryota; Metazoa; Arthropoda; Insecta; Lepidoptera; Papilionidae.
AUGGAGGGCAAUGCGGAUCAUUCAGAUCCAAAUAAUUUCAGUCCUUUAUCAGUACAAGAUGUAGAUGUAGACUUUUUACCGAUUGUGUACGAAAUUAUACGAAGCGUCGAGCGGGAUUUUCACGACAACUCUGCUAAAGCACGCGAAUCACAAGACUGCAGCCAAAAGGUGUUGGAGUUGCAAAAGAAAUUUGACGUAGCACGAUCUCAGAUUAAGCGUCUUCCAGGAAUUGAUUAUAACAAACAAGACCAACUGAAGCAAUUUGAAAUACUCAGAACACAAUUGCGCUUGAAGCGUGAAUUACUCCAAAAAUAUCGGAAUAUGUGUUCAUUUGAAACAUCAUUUAAG